AUGAAAAGCUAUGACAAAUCAUGGCUCAUGUUGGUCAGAAGAUCCUGCUUGCGUGCAAGUCAAUCCAAUGAUCUCACAAAAGAAGAUUGCAAGGAAACAAGUUCAGUGGUUGUUUGCUUCGGGGAAAUGUUAAUAGACUUUGUUCCACUGGUGGGAGGAGUGUCACUAGCUGAAGCACCCGCUUUCAAGAAAGCUCUUAGUGGUGCUCCUGCCAAUGUGGCUAUUAGUAUCUCUAGACUAGGAAGUUCAUCUCCUUUCAUAGGCAAGGUUGGAGCAGAUGAAUUUGGGUACAUGUUGGCUAACAUUUUAAAGCUGAACAAUGUUGAGACUUCUGGCAUGCGGUUUGACCCUAAUGCAAGAAUUGCAUUAGCUUUUGUUACACUUAGAGUAGAUGGCGAACGCGAGUUCUUGUUUUUCCGCAAUCCAAGCGCUGAUAUGCUCCUUCAAGAGUUAGAACUUGAUAAAGAUUUCCUUAAGUAG
Messenger RNA from Glycine soja, 480 nucleotides. RefSeq names its product probable fructokinase-7. Lineage: Eukaryota; Viridiplantae; Streptophyta; Magnoliopsida; Fabales; Fabaceae. Bases 1 to 480 code for a protein of 159 amino acids. Gene Ontology annotation, molecular function: fructokinase activity. Gene Ontology annotation, cellular component: cytosol. The record is from RefSeq and is a predicted model, not a curated record. Gene Ontology annotation, biological process: fructose metabolic process. The transcript is spliced from 2 exons.